Molecule: messenger RNA, 996 nt
Organism: Penicillium coprophilum
Lineage: Eukaryota; Fungi; Ascomycota; Eurotiomycetes; Eurotiales; Aspergillaceae
Product: NAD(P)-dependent alcohol dehydrogenase
Exons: 2
Coding region: 1-996 (331 amino acids)
Biological process (GO): alcohol metabolic process
Molecular function (GO): zinc ion binding; alcohol dehydrogenase (NADP+) activity
Source: RefSeq, a predicted model, not a curated record
AUGAGUGUCACUUUUGAGGUUUUCCGCGGCUCCAAGGAGGGCAAGAUUGUGGCUGACAAGACCACCCGCACCCUCCAGCCUAACGAGGUCUACAUUGAGACAACACAUUCAGGUCUCUGCGGCACAGAUGAGCACUACCUCACUUCCGGCAUGGCUCUUGGCCAUGAGGGUGUCGGCAUUGUUCGCCAGCUCGGCCGGGACGUUACCAACGUGAAGGUUGGAGCGCGCGUUGGAUACGGAUACACACACUACGUGUGUAAAAACUGUGACAAGUGCUUAACAGGCUGGGACCAAUAUUGCGAGAAUAAGAAGGAAUACGGCUCACACGACCACGACCUGGGCUCGUUCAGCGGCGGCACCGUUUGGGACGCCGGAUGCGUCGUCCCUAUCCCAGACGGCUAUGAGUCUGCGGAUGCCGCGCCCCUGAUGUGCGCCGGCGCCACCGUUUGGACUUGCCUGACGGAGUAUGGCGUUAAGUCGACAGACCGGGUUGCUAUCAUGGGUAUCGGUGGUCUGGGUCACCUGGCUAUCAAGCUCGCCUCGGCAAUGGGCUGCCAUGUCGUUGUUUUGUCCAGCUCGGAGGCGAAGCGCGAGGAGGCCUUCAGUUUCGGCGCGUCGGAAUAUCACGUCUUCCGCAAGGGUGAGGAAAUUAAGGACUUCAAGCCUGUAAACCACCUGCUUCUCUGCGGCAGUGCCAAUGUCGACUACCCAAGUCUCAUCCCGCUCAUGGAUGUGCAUGGCUCGAUCUAUCCCCUGACUGUCGACUUUGCUCCCUCGCCCGUUCCCCUUCUGUUCAUGAAUAUCAAGGGCAUCCGUAUCCAGGGUUCGCUUGUUGCAUCGCGCCGCAGUCUGCGUACAUUGCUUGAGUUUGCUGCCGCUAAGAAAAUCACCCCGACUUCCAUGACCUUCCCCUUGACCAAGGAUGGUGUUGAGGCUGCUAUGCAGACUCUACGUGAUGGAAAGAUGAGGUACCGCGGUGUUCUGGUUCGGGAAUAA